Messenger RNA from Blastomyces gilchristii SLH14081, 459 nucleotides. RefSeq lists its product as uncharacterized. The transcript is spliced from 2 exons. Lineage: Eukaryota; Fungi; Ascomycota; Eurotiomycetes; Onygenales; Ajellomycetaceae. Bases 1 to 459 code for a protein of 152 amino acids. Gene Ontology annotation, molecular function: ATP binding; ATP hydrolysis activity. The record is from RefSeq and is a predicted model, not a curated record.
AUGCACGGCCCAUUCGCGAAUGUCACGAAUGAAACGCCGGGCGGUUCCCCUUUUCACCCCUUGUUGUGCGUAUCUUCGCAGAAAGGUCGAUUGCUGAUUAUGACGACAAAUCACAUCGAGCGCCUGGAUGACGCGCUCAUCCGCCCUGGCCGCGUGGACAGAAAGGUUUUGUUUCAGCUCGCUGAUGAGAAGAUGAGUUCUCGUCUUUUCUGCACGGUUUUCAAGCGGUCGAAUGAGGAUGACAGCAACCCAGAAAAGAAGACCGAUGAUGAAACAAUUGACCGACUUGCGAGUGCCGCCAAGUCGCCUACCGACGCAGUGGCUGAUGCGGACAGCUGGGUUGCUAAAGCCCUCAAAGAAAGGGGAAAGCUGGAGAAUUAUGUCAGGGCACGCGCAAUUGCCAACCCCACUGACUCCUUCGAGGAUCUUGCGGAGAGUUCCCAGGCUCACAACGCGUGA